UGGUCCUCAAUAAUCAGACAAAUAAUCCUAAAUGUUAUGGGACUGCUGACUUCACUGUUGACCCACCAAGAUUAAGAUUCAGCUUUCCAACAAAUCAAAUUCUCUCUCUUUCUGCGGUAAUAAUAUUGAGAUAAGCAGUCAUAUUAGGAGUGGACAGUUUUCAGACUUCUCAUAUGUCCAGUACGUCACCGUCUUUGGCACUGUUACUUCUAUAGACCGCGUUGCGGGCAUGAUCACCUACAGGCCCCAGAUCCGGUACAAUUUCUCCUGCACAUACCGGAUGAAAUAUCUGUUCAACAACACCAAACUGAGUGUAUUUGGUGGGACUUCAAGUAUAAAAUCCAACGAUGGUAGAUUAUUCAACAUGCUGAGUAUGCAGCUCUACAAAGACAAACAGUGCCAAGAGAUCUUAACUAUCCCAGAAACAGGACUUGAAGUGAAGACAAAGAUUUAUGUUGAAGUUCAAUGUGCUGCUGGAAUGAUGCUUUGCAACAACAAGUCCAAAUCCAAUGCAAAGCGGCCAUUAUGGCCUGUUUGUGUGGUAUACACGGGAUGCGCAAAUUAUGGUGGAGAUCAAUGGGGUGUCGCAAAAGGCGCUUUUCUCCUUUGAAGCCUUCA
Molecule: messenger RNA, 618 nt
Organism: Pundamilia nyererei
Lineage: Eukaryota; Metazoa; Chordata; Actinopteri; Cichliformes; Cichlidae
Product: zona pellucida-like domain-containing protein 1
Exons: 6
Coding region: 230-610 (126 amino acids)
Source: RefSeq, a predicted model, not a curated record